AUGGGUAACAAAUCAGGAUCAGAAUUUGGAAGCAUUAUGAUUAGAACAGAAAAAUCUUAAUAUAUUGCUGGGGAUGUUGUCAAAGGAAAUAUCUACCUUCAUAUUAUAAUACCAGGUUAUCAUGGAAAUGUUGUUCAACUUUAAAUUGUAGGAAAAGAGAAAACUCAGUGGACAAGUGGAUAAAAACAAAGCAGAAGGACACAUCAUGGAAAAAAUCUAUUCCAUAGAGACACUUUUGUUAUUCAUACUUUUUUAGAUUAAAACUUAAUGGUCGGGCAAUUUGUUUUUCCCUUUGAAUUACAUCUUCCACCAAAUCUGCCAGGAUCUUUUGAGUCUAGGUACGGCUUUUUGGCAAGCCUUAAUUAUAAGGUCAAGGCUCGAAUAAGAUCAGCUUCUAAAUCAAUUAAUGACGUCAAGCAUAAAUAAGAUAUUAUCAUUCGAGAACCAAUUAAAGAAAUUUUAUAAGGUUCUUCAAAAUAAGAGACUGCUAAUCUAACGACAUGGUGCUGUAAAAAACAAGGAUCUUCGACAAUAUCUGCAUAAGUAGAGAAAAAUUUAUAUUUUGCGGGAGAAUUUGUUUAAAUAACAUAUGAUAUUGAUAAUUCCGAUUGUAACCUUAAUAUAGAA
Messenger RNA from Paramecium tetraurelia, 627 nucleotides. RefSeq lists its product as uncharacterized. The record is from RefSeq and is a predicted model, not a curated record. The annotation marks the transcript as partial. The transcript has 3 exons. Lineage: Eukaryota; Ciliophora; Oligohymenophorea; Peniculida; Parameciidae. Gene Ontology annotation, biological process: protein transport. Gene Ontology annotation, cellular component: cytoplasm.